AUGUGGGUGGGCGGUGAAACAUCUGCUAUAUGCACCAAACUCCUGGAGGUGGCGUCAGGUUAGGCGGAAACAGAUAUUUAAACAGUCUCACAGCAAACUCAGGAAGAUGACGGUCACAACUUUAAAUACAAGAGAAAAAUGGAUAUGGACUCCUUUGUUUGAUUUAAAAACUUAAGAUGCUAAAGUACGCAGCUGUAAAAAUAAUGUUAACAUCUUCUGGUAGAGUUCUGUUGGUUAUUCUACCAGUUCCUGAAAAAGAGAAGGAGCAGAAUAAUGUAAAUUUGACUUUCAAAACCGCAGAAACUGGUCGACUUGUUCUGUUUAAAGAAAAGGUGAUGAAAAUGUUGUCAUUUUAGGGUUUCAAAGAUUCGGGAACCAUUAUUUUACACAGCGUUUUAGUAUGAGGGUGGUAUAUUCCUGAGUCUGUGAGGAGCCGAGAGAUUUCUUUGGAUUAUCUGUGUUCGAUAAGAGUCUCUGCAGACACGAUGACUCCUCCUCCUCCCUGAAAUGUCAGGGUUUUACUGUGAAUGAUAAUCACACACACUCUGCCAUUAUACUGUCGUCUUUAACAGGUUAUUUAUCGGAGGCUUUACUGCGCGUAUAAAAUAAUAUCCAGUCGUAAAAACACUUUAGUAAAAUCACCCAGUGGGGAGCCUCCAGCACCAGCAGACUGCUGUCACUCAGCUGCUGAGCCCUUUAAAGGACACUGGGGGGCUCUUAUAAAUAUUCACAUGGUGAGCGAUGCUAACAGAUGCCGUAGCUCGCCAUGAUGUGACAGAGCGCACAAAUAUUCUUUACCUUUCAGAUGGCGAGUCGCACAGGUCACGUUAGUAGCGUCUGGUGAACACAGCUCAGUUAAAGGAAUAUUUCAGCGUAAAGUUAAUUUAGGGCCGAACACACUGUAACACUGAGUAAGACAACCCCAAGAUAGCAAUACAUAAACCUCAAUAAAUAAACCUCAACCACAGCGCCACUCUAUAGCCACAAAUAAUGCUCAGAACAGCACCUAACUUCAUCAACAGGACAUAUAGGGUCACAGCCAUAGUACUAGACACCAAACAUCUUUUUAACUUUGACUAAUUUCACCUACUCUCUUCCAGCAGCCGCUUGUUUGUAUCGAGACCUCAGGCCAGUCCAUUAGGGACUACAGCGGGGUGCCGCAGCUCAAGGAAGAACAUUUAUGAUCAUUACUUUAUGGAAAUGCAAUUAGACCGAGAUGCUAAGGUAGAAGAACUACCGUGUCUGCAGAGAAAAAUGAUUAAUAUGGUGAUUAUUACUUCAAGGAAAUGAUAAAGAAAUGAUCAUAAAUGUUCUUCCUUGAGCUGCGAAACUCCAAUGUAGUCUGUAAUGGACUGGCCCGAGGUCUCGAUACAAACAAGCGGCUGCUGGAAGAGAGUAGGUGAAAUUAGUCAAAAUUAAAAAGAUGUUUGGUGUCUAGUACUAUGUCUGUGACCCUAUAUGUCCUGUUGAUGAAGUUAGGUGCUGUUCUGAGCAUUAUUUGUGGUUAUAGAGUGACGUUUUGGUUGAGGGCGUGGCUCUCUGUUGCUAUCCUGUGGUCGUUACUAAAGUUGGUAUAACUAGAGAAGCAAGCGGUUGGCUACAUUCAUCUCUCGAGAGGAUGUCUAACUCAAUGUGUGUUUGACCCUAACUUAAUUUCACACCAGAAUACCCCUUUAAUGUACGCUGCUUUAUCUCGAAUCUUAUUGGACAGGAUGAAAAUGGUCACUUUUGCAGUACUUCAGGGUCUCUGUAAAAUCCCUCGAUUGUCUCUUUUUUUCUCUCUUGUUUGACACUCCCAGCAGCUCUCGGGUCUGAACUGCAGAGCGCGGCAGUCAGGAGGUUGUUUUACUCGGCAGUGAAGGUGAUCGCUGCAGUUUAACUGAUUUGAGCUCAAUUUACACUGAUAUUUAUAAUGCAAUUAAACUCACACAACCUGCAGGUUUAUUUGCGCGGCGCUGGGCGGGAGUCGAACGAUUAUCACUUCACCCUGCAGCUCGUGGAGACGUACAGGAAUGAUUGAAAUUAAAAAAAAUAAAUUCUUUUAAUUCGAAUCACCUCUCAGAUCUUUUCUCAUUACUCCCUCGUCCAAUUGGAUCACUAAUGGCGACGCCUGUGACUCUCGGCGCCGCUCGGCCCUCGGCUCCCCCUGCCCGGUUCACCUAAUGUGAGGACACUUCUGGCAUUUAGUUGAUCAUUUUCAUCGGUGUCGCACGUGCGGCGCCCCCAAUAUCGCCCACCGUCACUCAUCAUUAGCACGUUUAUAAGCACGCGUCCACCGGCGGGCCUCGCGGGGAAUUUAACCAUUUGCAUAGAAAAAUUGCUUUCCUCCAUGCGCUGAGAAAUGACUGUUUUGCAUAAUUACAAAUGAUGUGCGGCUGCUGGACCAGACUGACAUGUGCACGUGGGAGAAUUAGGGGGAGAAUGAGGCUGUGAUUGAUAUGAUGUGUGUCGGAGGACAUGGAGGACGAUCACAGCGAGAAAUGAUUUGGUUUCAUCUGUUUGGAGGAGGGGAGUUUAUUUUAUUUCUGCUUUGAAGGAAAUAAAAUGAAGCGUUGUUUCCCCCUCAUGUUCUGCACAAAAACGUUCAUUUUUUUAUGCACGAAUAAGUACCCAGCAAUAUAAUUAAUAAGCAGCUGCAGGUUCACGCCUCAGAGCAACACGUGAGUAUAAUUAAAGUCAAUGAAGAGCUUCCCCCUCGCUCUCCGUUAAACGACCUCCAACUCUAAUUGCUGCUGCAUCGACCGAAAUCAGUUUUUACUCACAUCUUUUUAAAAAAAACGCAGCGGUUCUUCAUGUCACAUGAAAAGUUAAAGCUCAGUUUGGAUUCUGUUUGGUGUUGUGAAGCUCCUCAAAAGUUCCGCAGUUAUGCCUAACACUCCAGUCAAUCCCCCCGCAGGCUACGACAUAUAUUAUAGAGCAGCUGAGUGAAAGGAGUUGAGCAGCACUAAUCAGUCCCUGUGAGAGGAGCCGGUAUGUCUGCUCAGCAUUCACAGGUUUAAUGUGGACUCUGAUUUACAUGCCUCAGUGUUGAGAGUCUGUCUGUUAGAGGCUACAGGAGUUCACAGAUGGACACCAGAAAACAACAUGGAAGAUCUCCGUCGUAUCAAAUGUCAAAAAUUAAAAAAAACUAAAAUCACAGUUUAAAUGUUUAGAGACAGAGGAGACCAGUUUGUCCAGUUCUGGAAGUAAAACGUUGACCAGUCUUUACUUUUUACAGGAUUUCAGCUGCAGGAUUUUGCUUCCAACUCGUGACAGUUCAGGGGCCUGUUCUACGAAGCAGGAUUACUGCUUAGCGAGGUAUCUUCGAGGGUUUCCUGUUCUACGACGCGGGUUCACUUCGUAGCGAGGUUAGCCGUUCCUGAUUGAACUCAUCGAGUAUAAAAGCCCCGCCCACUGACCAAUGAGCUCUCUUGAAAAAUGGCUUGUCCGUUCUUGGAGGAUCCUGUAGACCUCGGUGCUCGCAUUGUCCGAUGAGCACUCCGGCGCGCGAGAGUUUUCAGGGACCGCACGGACCCACGUACUUCUCCGGAUGAACACCUUUAUGAAAGGCUCAUAUGGCCGACAUAUCACACAAAACAUGUAAACACAAUAGGAAUGAACACAUGAAUGAAUUCAUCUUGGAAAUGAAUUAGACAUGUCUGCUGCUUGUUAAAAGCGCAUGUUGAACAGAGUUAUUUCAGGGUGAUAAUGGCAUCACUGAUUUUUUGCGCACUGUACUUCCGAAUUGAGACUGUCGGCAAUUUCUUUGCAUUUCCAUGAAGAAAUGAUCAUAAAUGUUCUUCCUUGAGCCAUAAACAAACCUCAACCAAAAUGUCACUCUAUAGCCACAAGUAAUGCUCAGAACAGGACCUAACGGACUACAGCGGGGUGACGCAGCUCGAGGAAGAACAUUUAUGAUCAUUUCUUCAUGGAAAUACAAUCAGACCGAGACGCUAAGGCAGAAGAACUACCGCGUCUGAAGUGCAAAAUGAUCAAUAUGAUGAUUAUUACUUCAAGGAAAUGAUAAAGAAAUGAUCAUAAAUGUUCUUCCUUGGGCUGCGUCACCCCGCUGUAGUCCGUAAUGGACUGGUCUGAGGUCUCUUCAUCUCUCGAUGAGGUGUCUAACUCGGUGUGUUUGACCCUAAAUUAAUUUUACACCGGGAUAUUCCUUUAACACAUGUAUAAGCUGUAAAGCUGCUCUACAGGUGUACCAGACUGACGUACUGUUAAGUGAAAAUGAUUAUAGGAUUUCCUUUCAUCAAAUCUGUUGCAGCUUUUAGAGUCGAACGUGCCAGAACAAGUGUUCCCGAUCCGUCCGCCAGCUCUCCAUUGUCACGGUUUCCUGUGUUUGUUCGAGGACUGAGCUCAGACUUCCACCACCAGGCAGAACUUUCCAUCGAUGCCAUUUCUCGGCCAACUUCCUCCUUUAUCUGUCUCGCUCGGGUGGCGCCGGCAGUGGAGGAGAGAAGCGCCGCGCUGAAAACCACGAAGAAGAAGACUGGAGGUGAUAACAGAGCGGGAGAUAAAAAGAGACAGAGAAAACGCACACACAAGGAUGUGUUUGAGAGCUAUUAG
Molecule: messenger RNA, 4554 nt
Organism: Xyrichtys novacula (pearly razorfish)
Lineage: Eukaryota; Metazoa; Chordata; Actinopteri; Labriformes; Labridae
Source: the annotation of a GenBank genome assembly